Syzygium oleosum is the source of this 603-nucleotide messenger RNA. RefSeq names its product pectinesterase inhibitor-like. Gene Ontology annotation, molecular function: enzyme inhibitor activity. Bases 1 to 603 code for a protein of 200 amino acids. The transcript has a single exon. Gene Ontology annotation, biological process: negative regulation of catalytic activity. NCBI's taxonomy places the organism in Eukaryota, Viridiplantae, Streptophyta, Magnoliopsida, Myrtales, Myrtaceae. The record is from RefSeq and is a predicted model, not a curated record.
AUGAAGCUGUGCUCGCUCUCCCUCUCCCUCUUGCCCCUGGCUCUCUGCCUCGCCCUCCUCGGCCACCGCGGCGUCGCCGCUCACGCCUCCGCCGCUCAUGCCGCCGCCACCGCUGCCAAUGCCUCCGCCACCGCCACCGCCACCGCCGGCCUCGUGGCUAAGGUCUGCGGGAAGUCGAACCACAGGGACCUGUGCCUAUCGAGCCUCCAGUCCGUCCCGGAUGUCGGCUCAGCCACCGACGUCGGCAUCCUCGCCAUCGCCGCGCUCCGCGUCGCGGCCACCAAUGCCAGCGACACGGCCGCGCUCAUCCAGGGCCUGCUCAAUGACACGACCCUCUCGCCCGCCGUCCAGCAGGGGCUCAGCGACUGCGCCGACCACUACGUGGACGCGGUCGAGCAGCUCGACGACUCGGUCGCCGCGCUGACCGUGAAGGCAUACAGCGACGUGCGCACGUGGGUGAAGACGGCCAUAGCUGAUGCCGACACUUGCGAGGCGGGGUUCCAGCAGCUGGCGACUGGGCCGAACAUCUUGUCCCAUAGGAACCUGAUUUUCCGGCAGUUGUGUAACAAUGCCCUGGGCAUCGUCAAACUCCUGAAGGCUUGA